AUGCCUUCUUUGGGCCAGGAAUUACCCAAAAUUACUAUUGCUGAUUGCGCCUCUCGGUGUAUCGAAUCUUUCAAGGCGUGCCUCCAUGAAGCAGCAUUCGUUCAUGCUCGAGAAUUAUCGCUACUAGACAACCAGCUUGCACGGUUCUCACUCUGGACCGCAAAUGUCAAAGCGCUUGAUUCAGGCCGAGGAUGUUUAGAUUUCCGUUUGCGAGACGCAUUUGAUGUACAAGACGCCAUUGUGGGAGUGGUGGAAACAUUGAACUAUCGUAUCCUGAGUUGUAUGUCUACUCUUAGUCCAGUGACAUCCAAUAGAGUAUUACCUGCUAUCAAUGAGAGAUUCGAUUCAGCCCUUCAGGAAAUUGUGGAACAAAUUACUAUCCUCCACAAAUUUUCAAAUGCUAUUCGCAGAGCGAGUAGAGAGUCUCAAAAUCUCAAAGCUGCGACAACAUUUAAGAUCGAAGAUGAUGUGGGCAAUGAUUUGGAGCCUUGUUUAAAAAGCGUCUUCGCUCAUUACAUACGCGAUCGAUUCCCAGAGGUUAGCGAUGCGAUCCAAGAGCGCCUCGUUAAUACCAUGGUAUUACGCCGCAAAAGAGUCUUUUAUCGGAGAUCUCGUUAUGGUCAAUCUCCCGCCAAAGUCGCAGAACGGCCGAUACUUGCCGGCCCAACGCGGCCUUCGAUCCAAAUCAACGCAUUAGCAGCUGAUCAACAUCAUGAUGAGAGUCCAUCGACAAAUAUCUUACCGCCUCGAACCAUUGUACAAUCGGUAACACAAACAGCGACGACAUUCUCUCCCUCAAAUUUUCAAAGAGCCUCAACUCCAUCUGUUGUCUCAGCGCUAAGGAGUAUUGUGAUAAGCGAUUACGGGAAUGCUCUUCCGUUCCCGCCUGCGCCAUGUGGCAAUAUUAUGCGAAACUCUUCUAAAGACCGACUUCUACAAAAUCAUGAUGAGCAUAUUAGUCAGGAGUACAAGGAAACUCUAGAGGCGGACUGGAACGAUAUUCUUAAAGAGGCUGGAGAAAUCAAUUGCCCUUUUUGCUUCUUGAGCUUACCAGCUCGGGAUGUUGUUGACGAGAAGAAAUGGAAGCUACAUGUGAAAAGCGAUCUGGACCCAUAUGUCUGCUUAUUUGAGGAUUGCGAUUCGCCUGGAGAAUUAUAUAGCCAUAACAGUACAUGGCUUAAACAUAUGCGUUCACAUAAUUUGCGAUGGCGCUGCAUAUCAAAGUCUCAUUCAAAUUUUCAAUGCAAUACUAAAGGUGAAUAUAUCAACCACAUAAAAGUUUGUCAUCCCGACAAAUUUACCGAUGAGCAACUCGAUAUCUUGGCUAUUAAGAACGCUCGGACGGCUAGCCCUAUGUUCAAGUCUUGUCCAUUAUGCAAUAGCGAAGACGUUACCGGUAAGAUGGAAGACCACAUUGUGGGACACUUACUUCUCCUUGCGCUCAAGUCUCUGCCCAGCUACGAGGAGCCCACAGAGGAGCAGACUUGGUCAGAAGGCGAGCAAUGUGAGCUUUCUUCAUCAAGUGCGCGCACCAGAAGCACAAUCGAGCAGAUGUCGGAAUGUUCUUCAUCCUGGGGUGGAUUUCGUAACUACGUCUCCCAAUUUGCUGACGGCACGACACUCCCCCGCCAAACUCACGACUCAUCUUCGCCAGCAAUCCCACACUUUGCCCCACCGCCUGAAAUCACGGACACACCUAAUCACUAUGAUCCGUCUAUAGAGUUUAUUGAGUAUCGCUUAUUUGACAACAUUGAUAAGGCGCACUAUCGUGUCUAUGAAUGGGGAUUCUUGCCCAAUAUUCAUCAAACAUACAUGGAUCCUGACGAUCCGAUCAUAUCGGCGUUUGCGUUACGGCAACCUAAUAUGCGAAAGACGAUGGCCAUGAUAGACCCAGACUGUGCCAUAUGUCAUUCUCCGGCCCCCUUGGAAUGCGAUUGCGAGGCAAAGCUACUUGAAUUUGCUAUCAAACAUUCCGAAGAAAAGAUUAUGGCGAGAAUUUACCGAGAUAUAAGGAUGUGGGCAACUGGUCAUGCACAAGAUCUGAUCCUCGAACAUUUCAAAGAAUACCUGGAACAGCCAUUGAAUCCUGAAAACUCAUUGCAAGAGCAAGAACAAAAGGUUGAACUAGAAGAGAUUCCCAAACACCACGAACAAGACCAUCAAGAACAGGAUCAUCCAAAACAAGAUCAUCAAGAGCAGGGUCAUCAAGAGCAGGGUCAUGAAAAGAAACGCGAUAAAAAGGUCCGUACGCAAGGCUAUCAAGAGAAAGAUUGCAUAUCUCCGGAACGCCCUGAACAGGCUCAAAAGCCUUCACAACGGGAUAUAAAUGAGGCCUGGCAGGCUGCGUUUCAGGGCUAUCCUGAAGCUUUAGAAUAUUACUUUUCAACAGUCGAAUUGACGCUUCCUGCUGACGAUGAAGUUGCAAUACGAGAUCCACCGUCCCUUCGCGGGAAAAAUUCCGGACAAGAGUCCAGAAAAAUUAGUCAAGAUUAAAGCAAUAAAUUAC
Trichoderma atroviride IMI 206040 is the source of this 2506-nucleotide messenger RNA. NCBI's taxonomy places the organism in Eukaryota, Fungi, Ascomycota, Sordariomycetes, Hypocreales, Hypocreaceae. The record is from RefSeq and is a predicted model, not a curated record.